This is a messenger RNA of Salarias fasciatus (jewelled blenny), 1615 nucleotides long. RefSeq names its product sulfotransferase family 1, cytosolic sulfotransferase 6 (gene sult1st6). The transcript has 7 exons. Gene Ontology annotation, molecular function: sulfotransferase activity. The record is from RefSeq and is a predicted model, not a curated record. Lineage: Eukaryota; Metazoa; Chordata; Actinopteri; Blenniiformes; Blenniidae. The coding region runs from base 470 to 1399 and encodes 309 amino acids.
GUCCUCAAAUUCUGGGGAACACAGGAGAGUCCUGUGAGCAUACGUGACUGUGAACGUUACAUAAGGGCACUCCAGUGUGGCUCUGCUGGUGCAUGUUCCAGUGAUCGCAGGCAGAUAAGGACCGGGACGAGCACUCAGACAGCCAGGCUGCAAAGACAGAGAGAGAGAGAGAGAGAGAGAGAGAGAGAAAGACUGAGCACUUAGACUUCAGCUGGGACUUUGGCACAGAUUGUUUUUGAGAGAUCUGGGAUUCAGAUUUUUUUUUUUUUUUUUUGGGAGAGAGGACUAACUGGACUAACAGCAGUCACACAAUGGAAGGAUGAUUGCAGUGUGGGCUGAGCAAUCAAGCAGGAAGUCAAUUGCACACGGAGCACCAUAAAGGAAAAUCAACAGUUUGAGAGAGGCAGCUGAGAGAGGAGCUGCUGAAGGCGAGGGGAAAAUUGGGAGUCGCUCCUAGACAGCGUCGGUCAUGGCGAAGGAAGAAGAGCUCACCUACCAUGAGGCCAUCGAGCAAGCUGGCUCCUCCAUGUUCCGCUUCCCCCUGGUCAGAGUCAGAGGGGUUCCUCUCAUGAGCCUCAUCGCCAAGGAGUGGGACUCCAUCUGGGCUUUCAACCCUGACCCCUCUGACCUCCUCAUCAGCACCUACCCCAAAGCAGGGACCACGUGGACUCAGGAAAUAGUCGAUCUGCUUCUUCACAAUGGGGAUGCUGAGGCAUGCAAACGGGCCCCCACCCCCAUCCGCAGCCCCUUCCUAGAGAUUAUCCCUCCGCCCCCCGUCCCUUCAGGCCUGGAUCUUCUGAAGAAAACGGAUCCACCGAGAAUCAUCAAGACACAUCUUCCCAUUGAGCUGGUGCCUCUUGGAUUCUGGGAAAACAAAUGCAAGGUUAUCUACGUGGCACGCAACGCCAAAGACAACCUGGUGAGCUACUACUACUUCGACCUGAUGAACCAGACCCAGCCGGAACCCGGGCCCUUCGACGGCUACGUCCACAAGUUCAUGCGAGGAGAUUUGGCGUGGGGCUCCUGGUACGACCAUGUGAAAGGCUACUGGGAGGCCAGAGAGAAGAGGAAUAUCCUCUACAUCUUCUACGAGGACAUGAAAGAGAAUCCCCGGCGUGAAGUGGUGCGCAUCAUGAAGUACCUGGACCUGUCGGUCUCAGAGGAGGUCAUCGACCGAAUUGUAGAUCUCACGUCCUUUAAGAACAUGAAGGAGAACCCCAUGGCGAACUACUCCUGCAUCCCCAAGCCUGUUUUUGAUCACUCCAUCUCUCCAUUCAUGAGAAAAGGAGUGGUUGGCGACUGGAAAAACCACUUCUCCGACGAGCAGUCCAAGAUGUUCGACGAAGAUUACGAGCGGCAAAUGAAAGGCACCAACAUACCGUUCAGGACCCUCAUCUGAAGGAUUUUUACAGAAUCACUCAGGCAAACCAAAGACUUGAUGAAGUGACGCUAUGCAGGAAGUGAACAGUGGAGACACUGUCCGAAAAUUGGGCACGAACUUAAAACCAAAACAGAAUCAAUUAAUCGUUUCACUUUUUAUGUUUCUAAUGAUUUGUCCAUGAGAGGAAUCUAUCCAAAGGUAUAAAACAUAUGAAUAAAAAUGUGCUCCACAGUA